CACAAAAUCACAGUUAGGGAAACUGAUAACGUAUUCUGAUCUACCUCAAUUACCAUCAACUUCAAUAAUAUAUCAAGGCGGAGGAAUUGAGAAAGAAGAAUUGCGGCAGAAAUCCAAAGAUAUUGUUGUUACAGGAGUUUGCGGUCUGUGA
Molecule: messenger RNA, 151 nt
Organism: Paraglomus occultum
Lineage: Eukaryota; Fungi; Glomeromycota; Glomeromycetes; Paraglomerales; Paraglomeraceae
Source: the annotation of a GenBank genome assembly